UGCUCGGCGCUCUCGGCUCUGGGGGCUCGGCUUUGCCGCGCUCGGUGCACUUGGGCGAGAGCUGGAACGUGGAACAGAGCUCGGAUCCCAGCGCAGCCACCGCGAUGAGAGGCGCUCGCCGCGCCUGGGAUUUUCUCUGCGUCCUGCUCCUCUGGCUCUGCGUCCAGACAGGCUCUUCUCAACCAUCUGUGAGUCCAGGGGAACUGUCUCCACCAGCCAUCCACCCAGCAAAAUCAGAGUUAAUAGUCAGCGCCGGCGACCCGCUUAGGCUGCUGUGCACUGAUCCGGGCUUUGUCAAAUGGACUUUUGAAAACUUGGAUCAAAUCAGUGAGAAUUACCACGAUGAGUGGAUCACGGAAAAAGCAGAGGCCACCAAUACAGGCAGAUACACGUGCAUCAACAAAGCUGGCCUCAGCACCUCCGUUUAUGUGUUCGUGAGAGAUCCUGCAAAGCUUUUCCUUGUUGACCUUCUCUUAUAUGGGAAAGAAGACAAUGAUACGGUGGUCCGCUGUCCUCUGACGGACCCAGAGGUGACCAAUUAUUCCCUCAAGGGGUGUGAUGGGAAACCUCUUCCCAAGGACUUGACAUUUGUCCCAGACCCCAAAGCUGGCAUCACAAUCAAAAGUGUGAAACGCUCCUACCAUUGGCUCUGUGUGCGCUGCUCUGCUGACCGAGGAGGCCAGUCGGUGUUGUCGGAGAAGUUCAUCCUGAAAGUGAGGGCAGCCAUCAAAGCUAUACCAGUUGUGUCUGUGUCCAAAGCAAGCUAUCUUCUUAGGGAAGGGGAAGAGUUUACCGUGACGUGUACAAUAAAAGAUGUGACUAGCUCCGUAGGCUCAAUGUGGAUCAGAGAAAACACUCAGAAUACGAAAGUACAGGUAAACAGCUGGCACCGGGACGACUUCAGCUAUGAACGCCAGGAAACACUGACACUCAGCCCUGUGAGCGUUAACGAUUCUGGGGUGUUCAUGUGCUAUGCCAACAAUACGUUUGGAUCAGCGAAUGUCACAACCACCUUGGAAGUAGUAGAUAAAGGGUUCAUUAACAUCUUCCCUCUGACAAACUUGACAAUAUUUGUGAACGACGGAGAAAACGUAGACCUGAUUGUCGAAUACAUGGCCUAUCCCAAACCUGAACAUCAGCAGUGGAUAUAUAUGAACAGGACAUCCACGGAUAAAUGGGAUUAUCGCAAGUCUGAUAAUGAAAGUAACAUCCGAUAUGUAAGUGAACUCCAUCUAACCAGACUAAAGGGGACCGAAGGAGGCACUUACACGUUUGUUGUGUCCAAUUCUGAUGUCAGUGCUUCCAUAACAUUUAACGUUUACGUGAACACAAAACCAGAAAUCCUGACUUACAACAGGCUCGUGAAUGGCAGACUCCAGUGUGUGGCGGCCGGAUUCCCAGAGCCCACAAUAGAUUGGUAUUUUUGUCCAGGAACCGAGCAGAGGUGCUCCGUUCCUGUCCUGCCAGUGGAUGUGCGGACACAAAACGCUUCUCUGCCACCGUUUGGAAAACUGGUGGUGCAGAGCGCCAUAGACUCUAGUGUGUUCAAGAUCAAUGGCACGGUUGAGUGUAAGGCUUACAACGAUGUGGGCAAGAGUUCUGCCUACUUUAACUUUGCAUUUAAAGGUAACAACAAAGAAAAAAUCCACCCCCACACCCUGUUCACCCCUUUGCUGAUCGGCUUCGUGAUCGCGGCGGGUCUGAUGUGCAUCAUUGUGAUGGUCCUCACCUACAAAUAUUUGCAGAAACCCAUGUAUGAAGUGCAGUGGAAGGUUGUGGAGGAGAUCAAUGGGAACAAUUACGUUUACAUAGACCCAACACAACUUCCUUACGAUCAUAAAUGGGAGUUUCCCAGAAACAGGCUGAGUUUUGGGAAGACCUUGGGUGCUGGUGCCUUCGGGAAAGUUGUUGAGGCAACUGCAUAUGGAUUAAUUAAGUCGGACGCAGCCAUGACGGUUGCUGUGAAGAUGCUCAAACCAAGUGCCCAUUUAACGGAACGAGAAGCUCUAAUGUCUGAACUCAAAGUCCUGAGUUACCUUGGGAAUCAUAUGAAUAUCGUGAAUCUUCUCGGUGCAUGCACCGUUGGAGGGCCCACCCUGGUCAUAACCGAAUACUGUUGCUAUGGUGAUCUUUUGAAUUUUUUGAGAAGAAAACGUGAUUCAUUUAUUUACUCAAAGCAGGAAGAUCACGCAGAAGCAGCACUUUAUAAGAACCUUCUGCAGUCAAAGGAGUCUUCCUGCAGUGACAGUACCAAUGAGUACAUGGAUAUGAAACCUGGAGUUUCUUACGUCGUCCCAACCAAGACAGACAAGAGAAGAUCUGCAAGAAUAGGCUCAUACAUAGAGAGAGAUGUGACUCCUGCCAUCAUGGAGGAUGACGAGCUGGCCCUCGAGCUGGAAGACUUGCUGAGCUUUUCUUACCAGGUGGCAAAGGGCAUGGCUUUCCUCGCCUCGAAGAAUUGCAUUCACAGAGACUUGGCAGCCAGAAAUAUCCUUCUAACUCACGGUCGAAUCACAAAGAUUUGUGAUUUCGGUCUAGCCAGAGACAUCAAGAAUGAUUCUAAUUAUGUGGUUAAAGGAAACGCCCGACUCCCUGUGAAGUGGAUGGCACCCGAAAGCAUUUUCAACUGUGUCUAUACGUUUGAAAGCGAUGUCUGGUCCUAUGGGAUUUUUCUGUGGGAGCUCUUCUCUCUAGGAAGCAGCCCCUACCCUGGAAUGCCAGUCGAUUCCAAGUUCUACAAGAUGAUCAAGGAAGGCUUCCGGAUGCUCAGCCCUGAGCACGCACCUGCUGAAAUGUAUGACAUCAUGAAGACUUGCUGGGAUGCCGAUCCCCUGAAGAGGCCAACAUUCAAGCAGAUCGUUCAGCUCAUAGAGAAGAUUUCAGACAGCGCCAACCCUAUUUACUCCAACUUAGCCAACUGCAGCCCCACCCAGGAGCCCCGGGUGGUGGACCAUUCGGUGCGGAUCAACUCUGUGGGCAGCAGCGCAUCCUCUACCCAGCCUCUGCUCGUGCGUGAAGACGUCUGAGCCCAAGGAGUGGAUGGGGUCUUCCCUGCAGGGAGGGUCCCCAUUCUUUCGGCUUCCAUGUUGGUUAUUUUGUUUUUCUUUCACUUACAUCCUACUCCAGGGCAGUGGGCAGUCCACUAUAACCCUGUCUUUAUGAGCACACUUUAGUGGCUGAUGAUUUGAGUCAUCCGUCACCACCCCUCGCAAAGGUUCGAACUGUAUAUAUUCCUAAUAGCAAAGUAGCCUCUAUUAUAAACAGAAAAAAAUUCUGGUGGGAAAAGAGAGGGUGAGAUGGGCGAGACACCCAGAGUUCUCACUAAGGCUUCUCCAGUUCUGUUUGUAUGGUCAAUAGUUUCUUUGGGUAGUACUCACAUUGGGCCCACAGAGCCAUCCAUAGCGACACCAUGAGGCAGCAAGAUUAGAAGCUGAAACCUAAGCCUUUCUUGUGGAAAGUAGAACAUUAUUAGGACAAAGGACAGAUGUAGGAACAUUCGGGCUUGAGAAAUCUAAUAUUUCAUGCUGGGAAUGAGAGCAGGCCAUGCAAAAAUGUUCCUGUAGCGAGGAAAAGGACACGGCCGUCACACGCGUCUUCGUGCCACUGACCUGGUUUCAGUAUGAGUCUGCUGUUAGGAAGUCUGCGUGGAGAGAAGACCUCCCCAGCCAACCUUUGUACGUACUCCUCUGUAAACUGCACACGUUCCUACAUUUGAAGGGCGUAGACCCACAAGGCUUGGUUUCCACAUACAACCCAGGUGUCCUGUCUGCUAUGUGUAGGAAUAGAUGAAGAGCCAUACAAGCUUGAAGGAAACAGUUAAUACGUUUUUUUCUUUAGGAAAAAAAUGUAACUGCCAAGCACCGUCUUCACAAAAUCUCCUCUUUUAUAGCCAAUGAACUUGCGCGGCAGGUUCUCCAGAACAAGCCUCCCAGCUUCAGAAUGGCACUGUCCUCCGUCGGUUUGGUGCCACUCGGAACCGUUCCUGACUUACUGCAUGACUCCCGCAGGAACGAGAAAGCAGUGCUAUCUUCGUGUGGAUUCUUAGGUAGCAGGAGAUAAAAUCGAGAUGCAGCCUCCUUUACAGGCAUACCCUGGACCUCGGGCCAGUAUCUGUAUAUGUGUGUAUGUGCGUAUGCGUGUAGACAAAUAUCCUUGGGGCCGUAUUCAUGCCCUGAGUUCAAGAGGCUUUUUCAGUCCCCAGGAAGUAACUUGGCAUCCCCCAUCAGCACCGCUGCUGCUUCUCCUCAUGGAGCAGUCUAGAGUAGCUUCCCAAAAGCUUGCAGUGAGGGGCUUGGGAGGCCAAGUGCUUAAGGACUAUUUAUUUGCAGUUCAUCUGCUCUUAGGGCACUCUGUUAUUUAUACUCAGCAUACUGUACCUGUUCCUCAGACCCUGUACAAUGCUACUGUCCCCCGCCGAAAUGUACCUAAAUCCUGCCCUCAGGCUGUAGCCUAGGUAGUACCCUAUGGUUCACCUCCCGUUUCCCUCCUUCCUUUCCAUUGUAAGAGGUAAAGGUGUCCUUGGCAAGGUUCAUGUAUUGUCUUGCAAGAUUCCGGUAGGUUGCCUUCUGUUUCCCCUCCCAUGUCCCUUAGCUGACAUUUAGAGAGCUGUGGCCAUUGACCUGGAUGGGACUAUUUGCACUAGAGUUCUACGCUCUGGCACCUUCCCAGAGUUAGCAGGUUUGGGGGUUGUGUUGUCGUGUAAGAGAUUGUCACUGCUUGCCAUACUUUGUCUAAAAAAUGCCUUUGCGUUUCUUUUGACUUUAAUUAUGGUAAGAAAAGUGAUCGUUCAUUGUAAAUGUCUAGGUACUUCAGGGGCCCUUCAUUGAGAGUUUGUCUAGGAUAUUCUUGAAAGUUUAUAUUUUUAUAAUUUUUUUUUUUUUUACAUCAGAUGUUUCUUUGCAGUGGCUUAAUGUUUGAAAUUAUUUGGUGGCUUUUUUUGUAAAUAUUGAAAUGUAGCAAUAAUGUCUUUGGAAUAUUCCCAAGCCCAUGAGUCCUUGAAAAUAUUUUUUAUAUAUACAGUAACUUUAUGUGUAAAUAUGUAAGCGGUGCAAGUUUAAAGGAUGUCGCUGUUUCAUGUGGUUUUUUUUUCCUAUGUUGUCCAAAUGUUGACAGUUCUGAAGAAUUCUAAUAAAACUGUAAAUAUAUAA
Molecule: messenger RNA, 5147 nt
Organism: Tupaia belangeri chinensis (Chinese tree shrew)
Lineage: Eukaryota; Metazoa; Chordata; Mammalia; Scandentia; Tupaiidae
Gene: KIT
Product: KIT proto-oncogene, receptor tyrosine kinase
Exons: 21
Coding region: 105-3026 (973 amino acids)
Biological process (GO): Fc receptor signaling pathway; Kit signaling pathway; positive regulation of receptor signaling pathway via JAK-STAT
Cellular component (GO): plasma membrane; signaling receptor complex
Molecular function (GO): ATP binding; cytokine binding; transmembrane receptor protein tyrosine kinase activity
Source: RefSeq, a predicted model, not a curated record